Molecule: messenger RNA, 4844 nt
Organism: Chara braunii
Lineage: Eukaryota; Viridiplantae; Streptophyta; Charophyceae; Charales; Characeae
Source: the annotation of a GenBank genome assembly
CUGGGUGGAAGGACACACCCCGGUUCAUUACUGUCCAGAGACGUCAGCCGGGGGGGGUGACGAGGGUGAAAAGCAGCCAGCUCAUAAGAGAAGGGGAGGUCCUCUGGGAGAGGGUGAGUGCUCUGCGAAAAUACAUGAGGCAAGGAUCCCCCGGAUGGCGGGGGGAAAAAAGAAGGUAGUUGAGGGGGGAGAGGGCACAUCGGGUCGGAAACGCCAGACGUCGGCGCAGAAACAGUCUGGGUCGGUUGUUGUCGAGCAGAAGGGUCCAAUCGACAUCGACGCCACGUACUUCCUGGAAUGGAACGAGGGCGUGCGAAUGAAGCGGGAAUUCUUCAUUAGCCCGUUGCAGGUCGUCGACAUCGGUGAGUGGGAACAGUCAUACAAUCGGCGGUCCCUGGAUUCCGUGCACACGCAGCUCAUCAUUGACGCGAUGAAGCUAGUCUUCUCAAAUGUUGAGAAGAUGUACGAGUUAGCUACCCUUAAGUUGGCGCCGCUAGGGUUGGAGAAACCUAUAACGGGCGUACGGGCGAGUCGUCUGAGGCCAGAUGACUGGAAGGACGAGCUGGCAGGAGAGUACUAUUAUUACACUAUUUUCGGGCAGCACAACGCGACGGCAGCCAAAGCGCUGCUAGGAGCCGAAGUCGCAUUGCAAUAUAACUUCGAGAGGCGGCCUGCUCGUAUGGUUUACUUCUCGGACGAGGACUUCGAAGGUUAUUUUCUGGUCAGCGAGGAGGACAACAAGAAGGACUUGAAGACGCCUCCAAGACAGCUCAAACUAGCAAUGAGGGACAUUCGAUGGUUGAAGCUCGUUGACGACGCCUCACUGUUCAAGGAUCGCCCGCCGUACAUGGGGUGCGAGGACGACAAGACGAUUGCGGCGACGGAAAAACUCGCCCUCAACAAGAAGUUGUCCGCCGACUUGAAGAACAAGGUCCUCUCCGUGUUGACCGGCAAUAUGGCAAAGAGUAUGGAGAUCGCACUUGGCGAAGGUGUGGUGCACAUUCUUUGGAAAGACUCGGGGGACGUGACAUCGAUUGCCCCGCUCGGCGUUGACCCUCUCGAGGCGCAGAUGAGGAUAGCAACGCGCACGCUCUCUAUGACGACCACCCGUCAGGAGUUGUGGUGCGAUGUGCUCGCAACCAAAUUGCGAGGUAGCCCUUCCACUGCGUGGGAGGAUCAUUAUACCCAGCGCCUCCGCGUGGGUGAGGUCCCCACUCUGGCCGACUUCGCGGCCUUCCUUCAGGACCGUUUCGGCGCUCGUCAUGACGCCACCGACGCCUUAGACCGCGUCACCCAGACCAGAUGGUCCGGGUCCUCUGUAACGGCCGACCUGGAACGUCACAUCCGGGUGUUUCAGGACGCUCGCCUUGUUUGUGACGAGACGUUCCUACCGGAGGUCACACUCACCGACCGGUUCCUUGUCAGCCUGCCGACUGACUAUCGCCUAGAGCUAUGGAGGCGAUCAUUCUCUUCCACGGAGCAGGCAUACGAGGCUGCGCGUCAGUACCAAAGGAUGUGCAGUCGCUUCUCCGUCGCCCCAUCCUCUUCGCGGCCAGCCGCCACCUCUAAGUCUCGGGGUACCACCCGAGGUCGCUCCUCGUUUGCUGGUCGUUUUCGUCGCCCGACCCACCCUGGAGCGUCAUUCUCUCAGCGCUACUGUUCUCUGGAGUACGGCGAGAACGCCUCGGCCGAGUUUGACCCUACCCUUGGGGACGCCCCCGAGGACAUCGAGCUACAAGACGUCAUCCAGUAUCACUUGGAUGACGACACUGUUCCGGUGGCCAAGCGCUUGCUGAUGGCCAUGUCUGCCAUGGGUCAUGCUCGUAUUCAGGACACGAUAGACGCAGUUCUCUCCGCCCCAUCGUCUAUCGAGGUACCGUCUGCCUCCCAGCAGACUGCCGCAUCUAGCGCUUCUCGCUUGAGACUUCCGACGCGUCGCGCCAUUCGCACAGCCCGUUGUGGCGCUCAGCUGGUGACUCGCGAUGAUGUUGUGUCAUCUCUCCUGGACUUGAGCAUUCUGCAGGCUCGUCAGGAGCGCCUCACGAGACACAUCAACGUCCUGCAUCGUCUUCUCGCCUUGCUCUCUGACCCUGAUCGCACCCUACCCAUCAUCCCUAUUCGCCUAGGGACAUCUACGAGGGUGUACUGCGCUUUAUGGGACUCUGGCUUGCAGGGAGAUUUCGUUCACCCUCGAGUGGUUGAGGAAGAUCGCCUAGCUACCUCUGGGUCUCGCUCUCCUAUCUCCGUUACCCUCGAGGAUAACAAGAUGCAGCGCUUCUUCGAUCAGACGGUCCCCGACCUCCACUUCUCCCUCACCCUCCAGCCACCGGAUAGUACCCAGGCGCAUCGGCGCUACCAUUCCUCCGCCUACUUCGACGUGCUGGAGACUGGGUACGACUUUAUCCUUAGCAAUCCCUGGUCUCACCGGUUCCGUAGCACAGAGGCCGAAUGGGCGUUCGAGACACUCAUUCUCAAAACGAAUUGCGGUCAAACCCAUCGAGUCCCCUUCAUUGGAACCACGGGCGACACCCCUCCAAACCUACCUCCCCAGGACCCUCGUCCUUCUGGGUCCCACCCAGACAUCUCCUUCACUUCUCCCCGUCAGUUUGCUCACUUCAUCCGACAGGAGGACGUCACGCUCUACUCAGUGAACGUCAUGGAUCUUCUUCGCUACGAUCCACUCUGUCCCGAGGUUGAGCUCAUCUCACUGGAGCCCGAUCCCCCUGACCCUUCCUCCAUCUUCGCGGCUCCCAUCUCUACAUCCACCCCGCARCCUGCGGAUACCCCCUCGACAUCCCAGGUUCCUACACCGUCCACUGCCGAGUCCACCCAUACGUCUCGUGCCAACGCAGACGUUGAGGAACUCAUGCGGUUCACGGCUGACUUAGAGCCCGUCAUUCGCGACCUGAUUCAGGAGUACCGCGACGUCUUCCCCCCGUAUUUCUCAUACAGCGGGAUUCCCCCGAUGCGCGGUGUCGAGCAUUCCAUCYAGCUCGUGCCUGACUAUCGUGUUCACCAUCAGGCACCAUACCGACUCUCGAUUCCAGAGGCGACRGAACUCAAGCGUCASCUUGAGGAGCUCCUUCGACUUGGUUUCAUUAARCCUAGUAACUCCCCUUGGGGUGCACCUGUCCUCUUUGCUCGCAAAGCGGACGGAACUCUCCGCCUCUGCAUCGAUUAUCGCGGCCUUAACCGUUACACGGUUAAGAACAGCUAUCCCAUGCCCCGCGCGGAUGAGUUGUUUGACCGUCUGGCAGGCAACCGCUUCUUCACGAAGAUCGAUCUUCGUAGCGGUUACCACCAGAUCCGCGUUGCCGCAGAGGACCAGCCGAAGACCGCCUUUCGGUCGCGCUUCGGCCACUACGAGUUCACGGUGAUGCCAUUCGGCCUCACCAAUGCACCAGCCACCUUCCAGACGGCGAUGAACGACAUCUUCACGGACAUCCUUGAAGAAUACAUUCUCGUAUACCUGGACGACAUCCUGGUCUACAGUCGUACCUUAGAAGACCAUAUCAGACACCUCCACGAUGUCCCACAACGCUUACGCAAGCAUGGCUUCUAUGCCAAGCUCAGUAAGUGCCGCUUUGCCCAGCACAAAGUGGACUUCCUAGGACUCCAUGUGUCUGACCAGGGUCUCCACAUGGACGACGCGAAGAUCACUGCUAUUGCAGAUUUCACCACUCAGCCCAUCAAGGGUGAAACGAACCGCGUCGCCGAUGCCUUGUCCCGCCGUCCUGAUCAAAAUCAGGAACCCAUCCAUCUUGCUGCCAUCUCCAUCACCAGUGUUGAUCAGUCGGUGAUCGACGCGUAUCGCACUCAGUACCGCCACUGCCCCGAUUAUCGCGUCAUCCACGCGACACUGCGGAGUGGCAAGACCGUUCCUUCCUACUCCCUCAGGGAGAACGGCCUCGUGUACUGGCAUAGCAGAUCUAGUCAGCUAGAACCACGUAUCUGCGUUCCCUCCACCGGACAGCUCCGCGUCCAGGCUGUAGUAGAGUUCCAUGACCAGGCAGCUGCCAGUCAUAUGGGUUUCCACAAGACGUUGGCUCGUGUUUGCCGCCUAUACAUCUGGCCGAAGUCCAAGGACUUUGUCAAAGCCAACAUCCAGGAGUGUCCUACCUGCCAGGAGGUGAACAGUGAGAACCACCUUCCGUAUGGGUUACUUCAGCCCCUACCCAUACCUGAAGGUCGUUGGCAGUCUAUCUCGAUGGAUUUCAUUGGUCCCCUCCGCCCACCCACUCAGCGCGGUCAUGAUGCUAUCUUGGUCGUCGUCGAUCACUUCACGAAACGUGCACGUUUUGUUCCGUGUCGCUAUCGCAUUAGCGCUCGUGAGGUCGCCGACAUCGUCUUCGACCGAGUCGUGAGAGAUCACGCCUUACCUCAGAGCAUCAUCUCCGACCGUGACCCGCGCUUUACCAGCACAUUCUGGCGACGCCUACACGAGGUGUACGGAUCCCAGCUCCGCUUCUCAUCGUCUUACCACCCUCAGACGGCUGGUCAGACUGAGGUCACCAACAAAACUCUCGGUAAUAUCCUCCGAAAGUUUGUUAGGGAUGACCAGCAGUGGGACUUACACUUAGCCCAUGCGGAGAUUGCGUACAACCACGCUGUUUCGCCAGCCACGGGGAUGUCGCCAUUCUAUUGCGACCUCGGCUACCACCCUCCCGUACUUGCGGAUUUCCUAUGACCAUCGCGGUUGCGCCCAGACACUCGUUGCCCUGCGCUUGAUGACUGGAUCGCCCACAUGGCGGCGAUUAUGAAGCGCGCACACGAGAGUUUAGCCGACUCCCAGACUCGCAUGACCGCACGAACGAACCGAUCACGAAUGAAUCAUCCAUUCAAAG